GCCAGGGCCGCCGCGGCUGCGGCCACGGCCGCCGCGGCAGGCGCGGGCGUGGGCGCCGAGCCCCUGGUGCACGCCGCGAGUGAGGGCGACCUGGUGCGGCUGCGUGCCCAGGGUGCGGGCUCGGGGCGCCGCUGCGAUGACCUCUCUCUCCCUCGCGGCGUCUACGGCAAGCUGGUAGAGCUGGCGCGGCGGCGCGGCGGCCGGACCGUAUCGGCGGCAGGCACGGACGGCGCGAUCUUCCUGGUGUUGCUGCGCUACCAGUCAUUGGGCGGGGACGGCUUCCAGCUCGCGCUGCCGGCCGAGGGCUUCCUGGCCCUGAAGCGGCUCUUCGGCGUGCGGUUCGAGUGCUUCGCCUCGCCCCUGAAUUGCUUCUGGGAGCGCUUCUGCUCCGCGUUCCCGGACACGGACGGCCCGUUCGGCUCCGUGGGCUCGUUCCUGGACUUCUGGCCGCGCUCGGGGAGCUUCGAGGCCAAUCCCCCGUUCGCGCCUGGGAUCAUGGCUGCAGCGGUUGACCACGUGGAGCGACUCGUCGGGGCCAAGGACGCAGGACCCCUGUCCUUCGCCUUCAUCGUCCCCGCCUGGGAGCAGUCGGCCGCCUGGGAGGCGCUGCUGCGGUCGCCGUUCCGCACGGCGGAGCCGCUCCGCGUGCCGCGCGAGCGGCACGUGUGGCGCGACCCGGCGCUCCGGCACCGCCGCGCCCCGGUGGACACCGCCGUGGUGUUCCUGCAGAACGCCGCGGGGGCGCGCCGCUGGCCCGCCUCGCGGGCCCGCCUGCGGCAGCUGCGGGCGGCCUGCUGCGGCGAGGCCGCGCCGCUGCCGCCGCGGAAGCGGCCCGCCGAGGGCGGUGACGCGCCGGCGCAGCGGCGCCUCGCGCGGCGGGCCGCGGCGCCGCGGGGCCUCGCGCCGCGCGCCGGCGCCGAGGAAGAGGCACCUCUGCCCGUGGGUCCGAAGCCUUCAGCGUCGCUCGGACGUGUGCCAUCGAGGACCAUCGAGGAGCAUCGAUUGGCAUCCUGGAGCAUCCUGGAGCAUCGAACAGCGCCGCCGCCCGCUGUCACGGCGCAGACCGCCGCUGGCGCGCCACCCUGA
Messenger RNA from Prorocentrum cordatum, 1086 nucleotides. The record is from the annotation of a GenBank genome assembly. NCBI's taxonomy places the organism in Eukaryota, Dinophyceae, Prorocentrales, Prorocentraceae.